AUCUAAAUCCUUAUGGUCAUUUUUCAAUUUAUCCCAGACACCUACAUAUGGCGGGGUGUUUUUUAUUAUGUUAGUAUAUUUAAAUUCUAAAUAGAAAAGAUAUCAACAAGCAUUGCUAUAUAGGAUAUUUACAAUACUUAACAAUAGGAACAUUAUAUUAUAAUCUGCUUAGAUAUCAUUUUGAGGGUUCGACUAAUAAUACUGGUUAGUCACUUUAUUCUUUUGAUAAAAUAAAAAUAAAAUAAAUUAUUUAAAUACUAGGGAAAGUUUGCAUAAAUUUAUUAUUUUAUGACAUGAACAGUCACAAUGAAAAGUAUUUUAAAAUAUAUUCAGAGAUAGGAUUAUAUGCAUUUGCAUAUUUUGGUCAAUUUCGGUUUAUUUGCAGGUAAUAGUUAAAGUCAUGGGAAAGUGCAUAUUUUCGCUAUAUUACGUAAUAUUGUAUUGCUACUUUUCAUUAACAAAAAAAAUAAAUGAAAUACAAAUGAACGCGGAAUAUUUUAGGUAUUUAUGUUACCUGUCGAGCAUUUUUUCGAUCACCACUCUGUUUUAAAUCAGUUAUUUUUCAUUAAUUAAUGUUGCAUAUGUUUAUGUUCUUUGUGCAUAUUUCGGUCAUUUUAAGUUGCAUAUAAUCCGGUCUCUAGUAAUAUCAAUAGAAGUAAAAUAAAAAAUCCCUUUUCAUUGUCAUAGAUUGUCCAUAUCUUAUCCUCUCCAAAUGUGAGAUCGGCUUACUAUUUCAAGUAAGAGAAAGGUUUUGUCUUCCUAUUUACUGGCUUGACGUCAACCAUUAUUUGGUAUCAUUUAAAAACACCUGUGUACCUAUCUAUAAUGCCAUAGUUUACUACCCACCAUAAAGAAACUAUAAAAUGAAUGAGCUUGUAUUAUAAAGUACGAAUUACCAUAGGUAAGGUUCAGUCGAACAAUUUAAUUGCCAUGGCUUUUCUGGGCAAAGAAUACAAGUUUGUCAGAGAUGAAAAUUUCGAGGCUUUCAUUCAGUCUUUAGGUCUUCCUGAAGAAGAAAACAAGAUAUACAAGGACUACCAUCCUAGUCAGAAGUUGACCCUGGACGGAGCCACCUACACCUUCACCGCUGCUACUCCUCAAUCAUCCGACACGUUAUCUUUCAAGUCAGGUGUUGAAUUCGAUGAGAAAAUUGAUCAUUCUAAUGCGAAGUCAACUGUCACAGUAGAAGAUAAUGUCAUGACGCACGUCCAAAAGUUAGAGGAUGGAAAAGUGUUCACCUUCCUCAGAGAGUUUAACGGAGAUGAGUUAGUAUUGACAAUUACAAAUAAUGCGUGGGACGGAGCAACUAAAAUAUAUUACAAAGCGUAAUAUUAAUUUAAUAAAUUUAAUCUGAUACAUAAAAUUUAAGAUGAUACUUCUGUUUUUCUCAUUACCUACAUAAACAUUCCUAAACAACCUAAAAAUUACUAAUAAGGGCUUAAAAGACUGAAGACUACCUAUCUAAUAGGCAGUAUAUUAAAGUGAACAUUUGCAGAGGAACAACAUUGACGUAUAUAGACACUAAUGUCCAUACCAACUAUUUGUUCAAAAUCUGAACUAA
Messenger RNA from Manduca sexta (tobacco hornworm), 1561 nucleotides. Its product is annotated as fatty acid-binding protein 2-like. The record is from RefSeq and is a predicted model, not a curated record. Gene Ontology annotation, molecular function: fatty acid binding. The transcript is spliced from 4 exons. Gene Ontology annotation, cellular component: cytosol; nucleus. NCBI's taxonomy places the organism in Eukaryota, Metazoa, Arthropoda, Insecta, Lepidoptera, Sphingidae. The coding region runs from base 868 to 1329 and encodes 153 amino acids. Gene Ontology annotation, biological process: fatty acid transport.